AUAAAAAUCUUGUACUUAUAUUUGAGUGUCCCAUGAUAAACUUGAAGAUUAAAACUUCAUAUAGUGGCCUAGGAUAUUAGGGGUCAAAGAACAAGAAAAGUUACUGGGGCAGUCCACUGCAUUUAAUGCAUAGGCCAAAAAAAAUUCAUAUAAAUAAAUUUUUAAGGGUGAAAAAUAAUAAAUUUUCAUUGCAUUACUUGUUCACUUGUUGCAUGUCUUUUGCAGCUUGUGAGAUUCAAAAAGCAAAAGAGCAAAACUUUUCAAGAGACAGAAACACACUCUUCACAGAAUUUAGCAUGCCUUGUGUUUGUAUUAAUUCCAAAGUCACAUUCCACCUUAUACCUUAACAAGACAAAAAGCUUCUUCCUUCAGUGCUCACUUUUUUUCUUUUCUUUUUAGUCAUGUCUACACCUUCACCACCCACUUUCAAACCUAUGCAAAGUUUGAGUAUGGUGGGAGUGGCUUCAUUGAACACUUAGAAUAAAACAAAGAUCAUAUAUUCAUCAUAUUCUGCUGAAAAACAAGGAGAAGAGAUGAUGAAUCAGAGUUCAAUUUGAGAGAAUGGGGAAUGAAAGGUAGAAUAAUCAGCAGAGAGAACACCAACUCAAGAAGGUAUUCAGGAUCAUACAUGAGAAGCUUUAGAGAAGAUACAAGGUCUUUCAGAUCAAACAUAACCAUUUCUAGCACAGCUUCUUCACCAGGAUACCCUUUAAAAGAUGAAAUAGACCCUUCAACAUACUCAUUCACCACUGCUCUUAAAGCAUUGCAAGCAAAAGCAAGCUAUAACAGUUGGGAAUGCUUAUCCCCAGAUGGGUUUGCGUUGAAUUCAAAGUGGAAUGAAGCAGAAAAGUACAUAUGCAACCCUCUCUCAGGAGAAGUACCAAUGGAGUGUCUAUCUGCAAAAACUCUUAGUGGAAGAUCAUUCAGAAGUUUCACAAACAGAAUCACCAUGUCUGCUCCUCUAGUUUAUUCCUCUUCAAGACAUAUUCAAGCCAAACCAUCUAGUCUCAUAGAAGAAGAUGAAGCAGCUCCUCCUCAAUACCCCAUUCCAGAGAAGAAAAAAGAGGGAAUGACAAGAGAUGUUGGUGUUCAAAGCACACCUCAAUAUCUUAGUUCAAGCAGUCCUAGCCCUGCUUCAACACCUUCAAUCAUAGAAAGGUCAAAAAAUAGAGCUGCAGAUUCACCUAAUUCAAAUGCCAAAACAAAAUCCGAAGAAGAGGUGGAAGUGAAAGAUACAGAAACAUGGGAGACAAAAGAAACAGUUCAUCAUCAAAGAGGAAAGAAUGAUUGGAGCAAACAUGAAGAACAACUUUGCAGAAGGCAAGGUGGUUGCUUUUCUUGGAUGAUGAGGAAGAAUAGGCAGAGAGACACUGAAAAACAAAGAAGAAAUAACAUCUUUCUCAUCCACUUCAAAGGUUGCUAAAAUAAAUAAACAAAUAAAUAAAUAAUUGUAAUUCAUGAUGACAUGAUUGGUUUUUCAUUUGAAAAACAUCUAAACUAUAUAGUAGUUUAGAUAAAAUUAGAAUUAGUCUCUUAUAAGUUUAUUUUAAUUUUGAUAUGCUUAAAAU
Molecule: messenger RNA, 1568 nt
Organism: Arachis duranensis
Lineage: Eukaryota; Viridiplantae; Streptophyta; Magnoliopsida; Fabales; Fabaceae
Source: RefSeq, a predicted model, not a curated record